AGUUCAUAGCAAUUAGUGUUAGUCUCGCGAGAUCAUUUGAGUGGGUGGAAUAUGAUUCCUCUCAUUUCGGGUUGUGUCAUCUUAAUUAUAUUUUUGAAAAGCGUUGCCGGCUUUGACUGAGCCUUGCAUUACACUACUUACAGUCCUACAUUAGAUACUGGCCGUAUCGUGGCGUGUUGCCACAGGAGCCAUUAACGAGGAAGAAGAAAAAGUUCAUAGCAGACAAAGAUAUCCCAAAAAUGACUGAAUAUAUUGAAUACUACAGGUUUCCACUAAAUAAUUAUCAAUUUGAGGCUGCCCGCCUGAAAAGUUUCCAUACCUGGCCGCAUCCAUGGAAGAAGUCGGAAGAAUUCGCAACGGCUGGAUUUUUUUAUACUGGUGAAAGCGACAUAGUGAAAUGUUUCGAGUGUGGUGGAGAAUUAUGGAAAUGGAAAGUGGAAGACGAUCCAAUGGUUGAUCAUCAACGGUGAUUAGGAAAAUGUAGAUUUAUUCGUAAAAUUCCAUGCGGCAAUGUGCCAAUUAGUAUAGAUUCUAGCGCAAUUCCAGCAUCUGUGCCGGAAGGCGUGGAUGAAUGUGGAAUUUAUGUUCGGACAAACAUCCCUAAAUCCAGUUCAAUCCAUGGAGAUCAAGAGAAUUUUAGAUCGAAAGAACUUGCAUCAAAACCGAAGCAUCCAGAAUAUGUCAAUUAUGCUGCUAGAUUAGCGUCGUAUGAUAAAUGGCCCAAAGCAAUGUCACAAACUAAAGAAGAACUGGCAACUGCUGGUUUCUAUUAUUCUGGAAGUGGCGAUGAAACAUUAUGCUAUUACUGUGAUGGAGGAUUAAUGGAUUGGGAGCUAUAUGAUGAUCCUUGGAUAGAACAUGCCAAAUGGUUCAACCGUUGUCCUUAUUUGCUUGUAACUAAAGGAUUAGAGUUUGUAAACAACAUUAGGAAACCAUAUACUGAAACAGAAACCGGUGCAUCUUCAGUUAAUGAAUUGGAUAAGAGAGUGGAAAAAGAUGAUAGUGAGAGUAUUGCUAGCGAAAGGACUCAAAAUUCGCUUUCUGAAAAAACUAUUGCAGAAACAAGUACUAUAUCAGGCAAAGCCAAUCCUGAGGAACAAUCUGUCCAAAUACAGGUUGACAAACCACACAACAAAGAUGCAACAUUAUGCAAAAUUUGCUUUACUAGAGAAUUACGUAUUGCAUUUAUACCAUGCGGACAUUUAUUGGCGUGUGCAGAAUGUGCCAGUAAUAUGAAAAUAUGCGGUAUAUGUCGUAAGAAUAUUGAAAUUGCUGUACAAGUGUACUUCACGUAGGGAGUGUCUUAUCUUUGUAACACAUUCCAUAUGAAUUGUGCAGCAGAAUUUUUUAUCUAUCAUUAUGAAAACUGGUAGGAGUUAACAAGAGCUUUUUAAAACAAAACUAAAUCACACGAUUCAUGUAGCAUGCAGUUCAACAAAUACAAUAACAUCUGUUGAUCUGCAUGCUAUAUAAAUGUGAUUUAAUUUUGCUUUGAAAUGCCACAAAAAGCUCUUGUCAACUCCUUCCAUCCUUCUUUCCUUCCUGCCUAUUGUCCGUAAUUGAGCGUUGUGACUUCUCUCAUAUGCCUGUGAUGAACACUUUGAUUGUACACAGUCAUAAGGGACCUACAAUUUAAUGAUUCCGAACGACAAUUUUGUUUAAAGAAGUGUACAUGGAAGGAUAUACUCUCCAGUGGUUUGUCAUUGCCUGUCGAGAGGCGAUACGAAUGUUCGAAAAAUUUUUCAGUUCCGAGAGCGAUUCCAUAACUGUUUUACAUGUCUACCAACAGAUAUGUCAUUACACAGCUUUUUUACCAUCUAAAAUAUCUGUGCAACAAUACCGACAACUAUAGAUGUGUAAAAACAGUUACAAAAUCGCAUCUCUGGAGUCGAACCCAGGAUCUUUGGCACAGCAGUCUUAUGCACUUCCUGCUACGCCACACUCGCAUUCAAAGAUUUAGACUACGGUUCACUUUAUGCUAUGAAUGCUUUGAAGCAUUUAUAGUGUCAAAUGAAUCGCCCCCUAAUGUUUGUGAAAAUAAUUGUUUUCCAAAUAAUCCGUAAUAACUUUAAAUAUUACAAAUAAAUAAUGCGUUAUAAUGCUUCAUAUUUUUUUCUCUUUCUUUCAUGUAUAUCUUUUCAUGAGAUAUACAGCAAUAUUAAGACAAAUAAAAAAAUAGA
Atta colombica is the source of this 2180-nucleotide messenger RNA. RefSeq names its product putative inhibitor of apoptosis. The transcript is spliced from 3 exons. The record is from RefSeq and is a predicted model, not a curated record. Gene Ontology annotation, cellular component: nucleus; cytoplasm. Lineage: Eukaryota; Metazoa; Arthropoda; Insecta; Hymenoptera; Formicidae.